AUGGCGAUGAAGGAGGAGAAAUCUCUACCGACGGUGGAGAUCAACAAGUUGAGGUUCACCUACCCCGGAAUUGAUGGCCAUCCUCCACCUGGGUCCGCCCCUUUGAUCGAUGAUUUCAGUCUUACUCUCAAUCCCAGAGAUCGCUGCCUUCUUGUUGGAUCCAAUGGCGCUGGGAAAACUACAAUACUGAAAAUACUUGGAGGGAAGCAUAUGGUGGAGCCGAAUAUGGUGAAGGUGCUGGGAAGAUCUGCAUUUCACGACACUGCAUUGACAGUUUCUGGUGACCUCUGUUAUCUUGGUGGCGAGUGGAGACGAGAAGUUGCUUUUGCUGGGUUUGAGGUUGCAAUCCAGAUGGAUGUUUCUGCUGAGAAAAUGAUAUAUGGGGUUGCAGGUGUCGAUUCCCGAAGGCGAGAUGAACUAAUAAAGGUUUUAGAUGUUGACCUAUCUUGGAGAAUGCAUAAAGUAUCCGAUGGUCAAAGGAGGAGAGUUCAAAUAUGUAUGGGUCUUUUAAAGCCAUUCAAGGUUCUUCUGCUUGAUGAGAUCACUGUUGACCUAGACGUGCUUGCAAGGGCUGAUCUUCUAAAAUUUCUAAAGAAGGAAUGUGAUGAACGAGGCGCUACAAUUGUCUAUGCCACACAUAUCUUCGAUGGUCUUGAGGAUUGGCCAUCUCAUAUUGUUUAUGUGGCACAUGGAAACUUGCAAUUGGCGAUGCCAAUGCAUAAAGUUAAGGAGAUUAGCAAUUUGUCACUGAUGAGAACUGUGGAGAGUUGGCUGAGGAAAGAAAGAGACGAGGAGCGGAAAAGAAGGAAGGAGAGGAAGGCAAAUGGUCUUUCAGAAUAUGAGAAACAAGUUGAUGGCACUCGCGUGGCUGGUGAUCGUGCCCGUGCUGCUGUCCGUGCAUUGAAUAAUGGGUGGGCUGCUGGGAGGCUGACUUCAACCAUUGCUGGUGAAGAAAGCUUCGUCUUAAGCUCGAACAGGGUCCUAAGAUAA
Molecule: messenger RNA, 990 nt
Organism: Fraxinus pennsylvanica
Lineage: Eukaryota; Viridiplantae; Streptophyta; Magnoliopsida; Lamiales; Oleaceae
Source: the annotation of a GenBank genome assembly